UCCCCAACCGCGCAGCUAUGGCGGCAAUCGCGGGCUCUUGCGGAUACUUCGUAGGGAGCCGGGGCGCUUUGCCAGGGGCGGCUGCGGGAGCGCCCCCCCCCGGAGCUAGGCGCAAAGCGGGGCCCAGGGGCCGCUACCACUUAGCACCCCACCAUCGCUACCCCGCGCAGGGGCGGGGCCGGGCUGUAGCCUACGCAGAGGGAGGACCGGCAGAAACCCGGCUGGGGUGGUUCCUCUCCCCGGAGGGGAGGGGGCAAUACCAGCUGUUUACGGCGUGGAUCCCCCACCCCCGUUUGGGGCUGCAGGUAGUGGUAGCGACCUGUGGGCGGAGCUAAGCGGAGCCGUUCGCGGGGAGAAAGGCCGGACCGUAGCGGCGGGUUCCGGGCCAUGUCGGUGGUUUUCGUGCCGGAGCGGCUGCGCGGGAAAGCGGAGGUGAAUCCAGAGACCCUGCAGCGGUUACUAGAGGAAAACGAUCAGCUGAUUCGAUGCAUUGUAGAAUAUCAAAAUAAAGGAAGAGCUACAGAAUGUGUGCAGUACCAGCAUAUCUUGCACAGAAAUCUUAUUUAUUUGGCUACUAUUGCUGAUGCAACUCCAGCCAGUGUACAGAAGACUGACUGAUCCCACAAACUUGGACACCAAUCAGUGGUGCCUAUAUAAAGCAUGGAGACAUGAUUGAAUUGGGGGAGCUCUGAGGGAUACCACAUUCCCUCAUUUUGUCUGAUUGGCUAAGAGCAAGCUUUGAUAGGGAUCAGCUGGGAAUCCAGGGGCCAAGACUGAUGGGCAUUAGGGAGUAGAUUCUUAUAGGAAUAGUUGCAAGGCCACAGCAACUCUGAGUAGUGAUGAGCUGAUAAAUGUGUGUAAGAUCCUUGUACCAGUGUUCCCCUUCUGUGGUGUGUGGUGGUGGUUGUUUUUUUUUUUUUUUGAGAAAAUUACACCUUUAUUUAAAAGUGCUACUACCUAAGUCUUUCACGCUUCUUUGAGUGGUAAGUGACAAUGGGGAGUAGGAAAUCAAGUAACCUGAAUUUCUUCAUGUAUUCUUUUGGAAAAUGAGUGUAUCAGAGGGCAGGUUGAGCUUUGGAGAAAGGCUCAAGUUUUAACCCACUUACCCAGGAGAAAUAGGGAGAGAACUGGAGGUAGUCCGGGACUUGCUGCCUUCAUUAUUGGAUUGCAGUAAGAGCCAGAAACUCCAAACAGAGUUAGGGCCUCGUUAUGCUGCCUGCUGUGUAAAGCUAUAUGCCCUGAAGAGCUUACAGUCUUUGUCUACUCCAGUAACACUUAUUGGACCAUGAGGUUAAGCAGGAUUAUUACUACUCCCCUGACUAGGCUCAGAGUAGGGACAGGCUUCUCCAGUUUUCAUGGCAAUUCCCCACAUCAUCUAAAGUUACCCCAGAGAAUGAUAGUCAGCAUGGCUGUUUGGU
Molecule: messenger RNA, 1418 nt
Organism: Trachemys scripta elegans
Lineage: Eukaryota; Metazoa; Chordata; Testudines; Emydidae
Gene: SS18L2
Product: SS18 like 2
Exons: 4
Coding region: 388-618 (76 amino acids)
Biological process (GO): positive regulation of transcription by RNA polymerase II
Cellular component (GO): nucleus
Molecular function (GO): transcription coactivator activity
Source: RefSeq, a predicted model, not a curated record